CUGUUUCUGUAAUGGUUAUUUGCUCUUCCUCAAUCAAGCAGCAUCCGUUAUCGAGCUUCGUGCCAGUAACGACUUGUAUCCGACAGGGAGAGCACGUUUCUGCUGAAGACAUGUCUGUGACUGUAAAUCCAGCUUUCGAGAGUAACGACUUAGAUUCAAUACAGGCUGUCCACUUGAGAGAUGAACCCAUAAUAAGGAACAAGGAAACCCUACAAAAAUCAAGUGAUUAUCUACAAGCAGUAUAUAAAGCUUUGGGCACCUAUGUUUCCAAACAUCGACGAAUAUUCAAAUUUCUCUUUCUGACUUUGCUAAAUUCUAUAAUAUUAAUUUAUUUCAUUUUUGCCACCCUGUAUUGGAGGAAUAACAAUUAUGAGGAUAAAUUCGAUUGGUGCAACGGUUAUGGCAUGCUAAUCCUCAUAUUGGCGAUCGUUUAUGGCGCAAUUCUUUAUCACCUUGCUUCGAAAUAUUUCCUCGAGAAGGUAUUCAGCUAUUGUUCCCUACCAUGCAACAAAGUCGUCAAAAGUAUCCAAAGAACGAGAUAUGGCAGCCUCAUCGGCCAAACGGUAAUUUACACGUGCGUAUUUAUUGCCAUCAUCGCAUUCCUCAUUGUCGAUACUCUUGACUCGAAGGACAGAUUAAUGAGCGGAAUCGGAGUCAUCCUACUGCUGAGCUUUGGAUGGAUAUUCUCAAAGCAUCCAGAUCACAUCAACUGGAGACCCGUUUUGUCCGGACUGAUUCUGCAAUUUCUUUUUGGCCUGAUCGCGAUUCGAUGGUCUGUCGGUCGGUCCAUUUUCCAGUGCCUUGCUAACAAAGUAGAAACGUUCCUGAAUUAUUCCAAGAGCGGUGCAAGCUUCAUCUAUUCCGACAAGUUGGUCGCCGAUGGUGUCUUCGCUUUCACCGUUUUGCCUGUAAUCUUCUAUUUUAGCUUUUUCGUUCAAAUAUUGUACUAUUUAGGCGUCAUGCAGUGGAUUGUUCUUAACUUAGGUAGACUAUUAGAAAAGAUCAUGGGAACCUCGAUCUGUGAAUCAGUAACUUGCGCUACAAAUAUUUUUGUUGGGAUGACUGAAUCACCGUUAGUGAUCAAGCCUUAUUUGAACAAAUUGACUACCUCGGAAUUACAUACAGUCAUGUGUUCGGGUUUUGCUACGGUUUCAGGGACCGUUCUGGCCGCCUAUAUUAAUUUUGGAGCAAAUCCUGCUCAUCUGAUAACUGCUAGUUUGAUGGCAGCACCAGCAGCUCUUUGCUACUCCAAAUUGUUUUAUCCGGAGACUGAGAGGAGCAUGGUUACUUCCGAAAACAUCAAACUAGAGAAAUCAACAGAUUUCAAUUUACUAGACGCUGCGAGCAAGGGUGCUGUAGCAGCAAUACCUCUGGUCUUAGGCAUAAUCGCUAAUAUUAUCGCAUUCGUGUCGUUUACCAAAUUCAUCAAUGCUUUUCUUUCCUGGUUGGGGUUACUAGUCGGUUACAAAGAAUUAAGCUUCGAAUUCAUUUUAUCAAAAGUAUUUAUGCCACUGAGUUGGAUCAUGGGAGUGCCUUGGGAUAAAUGUGAAGAUGUAGCUACUUUAAUAGGCUUGAAAACAGUGAUCAACGAGUUUGUCGCUUAUGAAAUGUUAGGGAAGUAUAAGGAACAGAAGCGAAUUUUUGGCAGGACUGAGGCUAUAGCUACUUUCGCCAUUUGUGGUUUUGCAAAUCCCGCCUCUGUAGGAAUUACUUUAAGUGUGCUGACUUCAUUGGCUCCCGAUAGGAAGGAAAAUAUAUCCAAAGCUAUCAUGAGAGCAUUUAUAUCUGGUAAUAUCGUCUGUUUCCUUACAGGCAGUAUCGCUGGAAUGUUGGUAUCCGAUGAAUACGAACAGUCAAUAAAUGCUUUAUCAUUAAAUGCAACUAUUGAUUAAGGAAUGAUAGGCCAGUA
Eufriesea mexicana is the source of this 1909-nucleotide messenger RNA. It is a transcript of the gene CNT2, whose product is annotated as Concentrative nucleoside transporter 2. The coding region runs from base 12 to 1892 and encodes 626 amino acids. Gene Ontology annotation, biological process: nucleoside transmembrane transport. Gene Ontology annotation, cellular component: plasma membrane. The transcript is spliced from 12 exons. The record is from RefSeq and is a predicted model, not a curated record. Gene Ontology annotation, molecular function: nucleoside:sodium symporter activity. Lineage: Eukaryota; Metazoa; Arthropoda; Insecta; Hymenoptera; Apidae.